UGCUCAGUCUCUGCCGCAUCCUCCUGCCUGUCGCCAUGGCCGCCUACAAGCUAGUGCUGAUCCGGCACGGCGAGAGCGCCUGGAACCUAGAGAACCGCUUCAGCGGCUGGUACGAUGCUGACCUGAGCCCGGCGGGCCACGAGGAGGCGAAGCGUGGCGGACAGGCAUUGCGAGAUGCUGGCUAUGAAUUUGACAUCUGCUUCACUUCCGUGCAGAAGAGAGCAAUCCGGACCCUCUGGACAGUCUUGGAUGCCAUUGACCAGAUGUGGCUGCCAGUGGUCAGGAGCUGGCGCCUUAAUGAGCGACACUAUGGGGGUCUGACUGGUCUCAAUAAAGCAGAAACUGCUGCUAAGCAUGGUGAGGCGCAGGUAAAGAUCUGGAGGCGAUCUUACGAUGUCCCACCGCCUCCAAUGGAGCCUGAUCAUCCCUUCUACAGCAACAUCAGUAAGGAUCGCAGGUACGCAGACCUUACUGAGGACCAGCUACCCUCCUGUGAGAGCCUCAAGGACUCUAUUGCCAGAGCUCUGCCCUUCUGGAAUAAAGAAAUUGUCCCUCAGAUCAAGGAGGGGAAAAGAGUCCUGAUUGCAGCCCAUGGCACAGGCCUUCGGGGCAUCAUCAAGCAUCUGGAGGGGCUCUCAGAAGAGGCCAUCAUGGAGCUGAACCUGCCAACAGGCAUUCCCAUUGUCUAUGAGUUGGACAAGAACUUGAAGCCUGUCAAACCCAUGCAGUUCCUGGGAGAUGAAGAGACCGUGCAGAAAGCCAUGGAAGCUGUGGCUGCUCAGGGCAAGGUCAAGAAGUGAA
Mesocricetus auratus (golden hamster) is the source of this 801-nucleotide messenger RNA. Its product is annotated as phosphoglycerate mutase 1-like. The transcript has a single exon. Gene Ontology annotation, biological process: glycolytic process. Lineage: Eukaryota; Metazoa; Chordata; Mammalia; Rodentia; Cricetidae. Gene Ontology annotation, molecular function: intramolecular phosphotransferase activity. The record is from RefSeq and is a predicted model, not a curated record. Bases 36 to 800 code for a protein of 254 amino acids.